AUUGGUGAAAAUAAACGACGGCUGCCAAAAGAAAAGUCAUCCAUUUCCAUUCGCAUUUCGUUCGCAAAAAUAUUAAAAAUUUUUGCGUCCAUUUUUUUGGUUUAAUAAAAUAAAAUUCUCAUUCGUAUUUAACAAAUCUAAAUUAACAAAAUGGAAGUAGAUGAAGAAGAAUUCGAAGUUCCCUCAUCGAGCAGCAAAGGCGAAAAAAAGCGAUUCGAAGUCAAAAAAUGGAACGCUGUAGCACUCUGGGCAUGGGACAUUGUUGUGGACAAUUGUGCCAUCUGUCGCAACCACAUCAUGGAUCUUUGUAUUGAGUGUCAAGCAAACCAGGCAUCUGCAACCAGCGAAGAGUGCACUGUUGCCUGGGGAGUAUGCAAUCAUGCUUUUCAUUUCCAUUGCAUCUCCAGGUGGCUAAAGACGCGACAGGUAUGCCCUUUGGAUAACAGAGAAUGGGAUUUCCAGAAAUAUGGUCAUUAAGAUGGCAAUACAACGACGAUGUCAUCGCUUAUUAAAAUAACAACAACAAAAAUAAAGUAACUCCUUUUUAGUUUUUUUUUUCCUUGUGUGAAAGCACUCAAAAAUA
Messenger RNA from Episyrphus balteatus (marmalade hoverfly), 583 nucleotides. RefSeq names its product RING-box protein 1A (gene Roc1a). NCBI's taxonomy places the organism in Eukaryota, Metazoa, Arthropoda, Insecta, Diptera, Syrphidae. The coding region runs from base 151 to 477 and encodes 108 amino acids. The transcript is spliced from 4 exons. Gene Ontology annotation, cellular component: cullin-RING ubiquitin ligase complex; nucleus. Gene Ontology annotation, molecular function: cullin family protein binding; zinc ion binding; ubiquitin protein ligase activity. The record is from RefSeq and is a predicted model, not a curated record. Gene Ontology annotation, biological process: protein ubiquitination; ubiquitin-dependent protein catabolic process.